UCUUAGUCAACUAGCCAUAUCUUUGGGUGUUUAUGGGAAACGACAACGCGAGUGAAAUCGUGCAGCAACAAAGAGCGCGUUUUGUAAGUCGCAUAAAAAUAUUUUUGUACAAAAUGUUCUCACAACUUCAAACAUGUUCGAUUGGGUUGGCAGAACCUAAACAGGCACUAGUGUUGCUGUUUUAGCAUUUUUAAAGCUCAACCUAGCUAAUAGGGGUGGUCAAAAGUAUUUUUUCAAUUGUUUUUCAAUUGAAAAAAAAGCUCGUUGUGUAAAUACUUUUGACCACCUCUGUAUUUGAAAAUGGAUACGCCCGAAAAAUGUGUUAAAGGCAUUACAGAUAAAACGAUUUAAUCCGAAAAUGACAAGUAUAAACUGACUAACACCAAAAUGGAACACUAGUUCUGUCUACCACAUUUGAUAACCUGGAAGAAAAGUACCAAAGAUACACUAAAAUAAAAGGGAAUAAAAUUUCUAGGCUAAACUAAAUAACUAAAAUAGAAUGUUAAAUAUUUUUUAAUAUUGUUAGUAAUUAAAACAAGAGAGAACGCUACAGUCGAAUUCCCGGCUUAUCGGCUUUCAGCUAGUGAAAGUCGGGGAACUAUAGCGCUGAGACCGAUGCAUACAUACGGUCCUGAUAAAGAAUAUAUAUACAUACUUCAUAUGGUCGGAAACUCUUCCAUCCACCUAUUACAUACUUUUCCACGAAUCUAGUAUAUUCUUUUACUUUACGAGUAGCGGGUAUACAAAUCAAAACCUUUUUUGAUAAUGUGGCUUGGAUUUUAAUAACUUAGCCUUGAUAGUUCCUGAGAUCUGGUCUUUUAUACGGACAGACGGACAUGGGCAGUUCAGCUCGGCUCUUGAUCCUGAUCAAGAAUUGUAUACUUUUCAACGAAUCUAGCAUACCUUUUACUCAAUGAGAAAGCAUGCAGACUUCAGAGACAUAGACGCAGCGCAAGUUUGUUGACCUAUGGCGUGGCACUCUAACGCCCACAGACAUACAAAAACUGUCAGAAUUGUAAUUUCUUCUUCGCACUUCCACUAGCUGAGUAACGGGUACAAGAUAGUCGGAUAACUCGACUAUAGCGUUCUCUCCUUGUUUUGUUAACGUUUAGUAAAAGACAACAGUUAUAAAUUUAUUUUGUAACAAUCAAUAAAUACACCUUUUUGGAAGGAACGUCACUUUCCCAUUUAAAUUCACCAUAACAAUAUAUUUCAUAUGGAUCCAGAAAACUUGGAGGUGGGACACAAUUAUGAAGGUUCCCAGGAAUCCUAUGCGAGCAGCACCAGUUCAAUUAGCAACAAUGGACAAGAUGACACUCAAUUUAAGCGUGAGGCUGAAAAAGCUAUCUGCAUCAUGCCGCCCCGACCGGGAACUACUAUGAUGAACUAUCAGGAGCUAUAUAUUCCACGGAACCAGCUCACAGAUGUAUAUUACCCUAUUCAGGAGGCGCAACGAUGGCUUACUCUAAUGGACAAGAUGGGCAAGGCCCACCGUUUUCCACUGCCUACGAUUCUGCCGAAAGUGAUCCAGACCCGCUACGUGCCAAAGCGUCAUCUUCCAAAGGACGUUGAAGUGGACCGGAGGCGUCGUCAGUACCAGAAGAUCAACCUAGUAAAAGAGCUGGCCAAGGCGGGACUUACUGACGACGUCCUCCAGCCCACCGAGGAACAAUACAAUGUAAUGUCCGAAUUCGCCUUCCCACACAAGUUUCCCCUGAGCUACUUCGACGACAGCAACUUUGACAUUAACUCUCCGGCGGCCUGGUUUGAGCUGGGAGCUGUCGGAAAUACCCACUACCCGCUUCCAGCGAAGGCGUACCUGCCCUAUAACCAAAGUCUGUUAAACUGCCAGUGGGGCAUGGCAGCUGUUACCGCUCACCACGAGGACUCCGACCUUUGGACACUCUUAUCGCUGGAGGACGGAUGCACGUACACGGUACCUAAGCUUCAGUUCAUGUUCAUGGCCGAAGACCCGCACAAGUACAUCAAGCGGCUGCAGGCCGCUGUUCACGAGCGGCACAAGGGAGAGCAACUUAUGCUAAUGGAGCUGAUCGUGGAUUGCGUCCUGCACGAGGAUAUUGAGUCAACCGUGUUCUAUAGCUUUAAGCCCAUAGAAUCGGUCCUGCAGGCGGCUACGGCGUCCGCGCAGUGCAAGAGGCGACUACGCUCCGAGGUGAACUUGGUGUUCGAGCGGCUAAUGGCCCUAUAUGAGUUGGAGCAGUUUAUCCUUAAGAUGCCCAAAGAAUUUCCCCAGUUCCGGAAUAUCAACCUCAAGGAAUUUCUGCCCCGGUCUUUCGCCGUGGACGUCUCCGGGAAGGAGCGCCUAGAACUGCAAGCCCUUGGCAUAACCAUGCAAGAGAAGCGGUAUGACUUUCUAAAGGCUAGUUUGUUUUACUGUGGCGGUGGCAUCGAGGCCAUGGCCGGAGUGGCCAUCGAGUGCCAGUACAUCGAAACACUUUCAAUCUUCAUCUGCAGCUUUAGCAAACCUCUUGCACUAGUGGACUUCCUUCAGGCGCAGGAGGCGCAUAGCGACAACGUUGCUACGUUCCUUAAGGUCUAUUGGCCGCAACAGCUGACAACGGUCAUUACCGUAGUACUCCGAGCCCUGGGAAAGGGCUGGCUGGACAUCUCCCUUAACACUUGGACGGUCUAUCUCAUGUGCAAAAUCUCGCGGUUUAUACUGCAGGUCAAGUUCCGUAUGCAGGAGUCAAUGGAGGUGCUGCUCGAGACGUCUCUGAUAAACUUCUCGCACUUCGUUUGCGACCCUUGCCUGCAAUUCCUUGAAUUGAAGUCCAACUACAAGUGGACCAAUAACUACAUAGACACCGAGUUUCCUUUUCAAAAACCUGUAUUCGCCAUGACCCUCGGCAUCAGCGAUGAUCGCAAAGUAUUUUACUCCACUGACCCGGAUGAGUUCCAGCCGGGGCUGGUCGAGAUCUUUAAGAAGUGCCUGGAGAAAUCGGCUGGCGUAAGGUGCAUAGAUGGUUCUGUCAUGAGUUUUUUGAAGUUCGCCCCUAACCUGUAUAUCCUCACGGUAGAGCUUAUUGAGGACAAGUUCCUGAAGGAAAACGAGCUUCUGAAAAACUGCUACGCCAAGGCGGUGCUGCCCCUCAGGGCAUACGCUCGACACUACGAGAGGUUUAUCGACUUCUAUCUUCUUAAUAUCACAACCUAUAUGCAGGCAUAUGCUGAAGCCCACAAGCCAUCCUCGGAGGUAAAGCGGGACAUUCUCGAAAACAAGCGAUUGAAGGAGGAGGUCCGCGAAAUCCUGCCUGCCUUUAUUACCAUUGGACCGUUUUACAUAAACGUGGAUACAAUGAAGCAGUUUAUGAUAAAGAAACGCAUUGAAGUCGUGAGGCGGAUUUUCGAGUAUUACGUUGACCGAAUGUAUGAGACGAAUGAGGCUCUGCUGGACCGUUGCCUGGAGAUGUUCCGCAGAAUCGCAGAACGUCCAAUAAGCAUUGAACACCUGUACGAGAUUCGCGACUUUGCACAAACCGUUCCGGAUUUAGUGGAUGAGCUAAAGGCUGAUAUUCAGGUUAUGUGGCUGGAGUACGACCUGCUGGACAGCUUCUUUUACAACCUGAGUGACCACCAGUUCGCCAUGAAGUGGAACGUGUAUGCAUGGCCGCACCAGAUAAUGGUGCGAUUGUCCACCUUGAAAGACGAGCAGAAGGUGGACAUUGAGGAGUUUCUCCGCCUGCACGCCAGCGAGUGCCAGGCGUUUGAGGAGCGUCUGGAGUCCCUCAACGACGAGGUGCAGGCCUACUCACUGGCGUUUAAUACGAUCCGCGCCCAGGAGACUUCAGUAGAUAUUAAAAAGACGUGGGCCCUGAUUAAGGAGCUCGAGAAGAUCAGCCAAACACUGCAAUUCCGGCAGGAACUAUUUGAGCUAGAGCCACUCUCUGUUGAAUUCCUGGAGAGCAUAAUCGCGAGCUUUAAUCCCUAUAAAAACCUGUGGUACGCCUGCGCAAACUUUUUAAAGCUCGAGGACGCUACCUUGGGCAACCCGAUAGCGCAGAUGGACUUGGAGGAUGUGUGGAAUAGUCUGAUGAGGCUUCGCGAUGAACUCACCGAGUCAAUGAAAAUAUUUCACGAAAAAAUCGAGAUUAUGGAUGUGGCCAAAACGUUCAUUGCAAAGAUCGACGAUUUCGUUCCAGUUUACAAUAGCAUUAAGGAUAUUCGAAAUGAGAACUGGAUGUACAUUCACUGGCAAGAACUAGGAGCGGUGACCGGGCAAGAGAUUAAGUACUCCGUAGCGAUGAACUAUCAGUACCUCAUACGUAAGGGAAUCUUGGACUUCCUGCCCGAAGUCCAUAUUAUCUCAGAGAAGGCCAACAACGAGGCGGAGGAAAUUCGGUGCGCCAUCGAGGAGGAAGAGAGGCGAAAGCAGGCCGAAUUGGAUGCUCUGCUGUUGCGCAAACAACUCCGCAAGUGUCGCAGGGAUAUACUGUAGUAUACUGUAGUUGUUGAAAUCGUUUGAAUGCACUACAAGAUAGUUUCUGGAUAGACAUCUAUCUGCCUGAAACAACGGCUCGACUGGGCUCUGGGAUGGUGUUCUGUUUUUCCCUCUUUAUAGCCGUAACACGUAAAGUAAAUGGGUGUAAAAGAUUCA
This is a messenger RNA of Drosophila santomea, 4615 nucleotides long. RefSeq names its product dynein axonemal heavy chain 1 (gene sac). Gene Ontology annotation, cellular component: dynein complex. The coding region runs from base 1217 to 4456 and encodes 1079 amino acids. The transcript has a single exon. The record is from RefSeq and is a predicted model, not a curated record. Gene Ontology annotation, biological process: microtubule-based movement. Gene Ontology annotation, molecular function: dynein light intermediate chain binding; dynein intermediate chain binding; minus-end-directed microtubule motor activity. NCBI's taxonomy places the organism in Eukaryota, Metazoa, Arthropoda, Insecta, Diptera, Drosophilidae.